UAAUUGUAGCUUACUAGUUAAAAUAUCUCAUCGUAUAUAAUUUAUCUUCUUUUUAGUAAUUAAAAAUUAUAGUUGAUUUAUUAAAAUAGAAUAAAUUAAAUAUUAAAAAAAAAUUAAUUUCUUAUAAAAUUGAAUUCAUCGUUAAUAUAAAAAUAAACAAAAAUAUAUUAUGGAAAUUCAAGAGACCUUUGUAAAUUUCUCUUUCAAGUUUGACAAAAUGAAGACAAUAGGCUUGCAAGAUAUUUACCGAAUAUUUACAAGGAAAAAAGUGAUUAACACAUCUUCGGAUACAGAAUUAGCGAGAUGCCUUUCAACAUUGGAUCUUACAGCUUUGGGAAUAGGCUCAACACUUGGAGUUGGAGUUUAUGUAUUAGCAGGAUCUGUUUCUCGUGAUAUUGCAGGCCCUGCUGUUAUCAUAUCUUUUGCAAUCGCAGCCUUAGCAUCGAUGAUAGCAGGUUUAUGUUAUGCAGAAUUUGGAGCAAGAGUACCAAGAGCUGGUUCAGCUUAUGUUUAUAGUUACGUAACAAUGGGCGAAUUUGUCGCCUUCCUCAUAGGUUGGACCCUAAUUCUCGAAUAUGUAAUUGGUUCAGCGAGUGUUGUUCGUGGAUUAAGUACUUAUGUCGAUGCACUUUGUGAUAAUUCAAUGAGAAGAGCAUUUGAAUCAGCGGCUCACAUCAGUGUCAAUCAUCUUUCAUCGUAUCCGGAUUUUUUUGCAUUUGGCGUCACUCUCGCUUUUUCCGCGGCUCUUGCUUUUGGAGCAAAAGAAUCAUCAUUGGCAAAUAAUAUAUUCACAGUAAUAAAUUUAUCAGUGGUUCUAUUUGUCAUUUGUGCCGGAGCUUUUAAAGCAAAAGUUGAAAAUUGGAAAACUGAGCCUUCAUGUACAGAAGAAAGUUGUAAAUUUGGAACGGGAGGGUUUGCACCGUACGGUAUAGUUGGAAUUAUAUCAGGUGCUGCGACAUGUUUUUAUGGAUUUAUUGGAUUCGAUUGUGUUGCAACAACCGGAGAAGAAGCAAGAAAUCCACAAAAAUCAAUACCAAUUGCCAUUGUCACAUCUCUUUUAGUUGUUUUUCUUGCUUAUUUUGGCGUUUCCGUUGUUCUCACAAUGGUUUUACCAUAUUAUGAACAAAAUCCAGAUGCACCGUUCCCAUAUCUUUUUGAUAGAAUUGGAUGGUCAUGGGCAAAAUGGCUUGUAUCUAUUGGCGCUAUAAGUGGAUUAUGUGCCAGUUUACUUGGUGCAAUGUAUCCAUUACCACGAGUGAUUUACGCAAUGGCAUCGGAUGGACUCAUAUUCAAAUGGAUGGGAAAAGUAAAUUCACGCUUUCAUACUCCAAUGAUGGGGACAUUCUCGGCUGGUUUACUCACAGGAACUCUUGCUGCUAUUUUUGAAUUGCAUCAAUUAGUCAACAUGAUGAGUAUUGGAACUCUUUUGGCCUACUCCAUUGUUGCUGCCUGUGUUCUUGUUCUUCGAUAUGAGGAAAGUGAAACGAGUGAGAAAAAAAAUGAUAACAUUCAACUAAAUGUUGUUUCAAUCGUAAAACUGAUAAUAAACGUUAAUAAAACAACACAAGCAACAAAAUUGACAUCUCGCCUUGUGUCAUCGCUCGUUUUUCUUUAUGUAAUUCUUUGUGUCUGCUUGACUUCCUUAAUCUCGAUGUUCUCAAGAAAUAUCUAUCAUUUCGAAAUGACAAUUCUUGUGCCAUUUAUCAUUAUAAUUUUGGCAAUGAUAGCGAUACUUGUUUGUAUAUAUUUACAACCAGUAUCUGGAAAAAGGCUCAGUUUUUCUGUUCCUUUAGUGCCAUUUUUACCAGCAUUCAGUAUAUUAAUUAAUGUUUAUUUAAUGAUGAUGCUAGAUGGAAUGACAUGGAUACGAUUUAUAGUCUGGAUGACAAUUGGUCUUAUUAUCUACUUUUCCUAUGGAAUUCAUAAUAGUAAAGCUUCUACUGUCAAUCAACGAAAUUCAAUUAGAUCUAUUCAUCUGGAUGUAAGGAGAAAUUCUCUAAAGUUUACGUGAUCAAGAAAAAAAUAAUUAAAUAAACGAAACUAAUCGAAAUCAUUAUACAUCAGUGAUCUGGGGUGCAAUUAGGAUAUUUUUUUUUUUUAAAUAAAAUUAUAAAGACUAGGCCUGUGCGAUAGAUCAAUUAUUGAAAUUUUAAAAAACCAGUUUACCGUUUUUAAUACCGCAUAGGCUUAACAAAGACAAGCUCAAUUUUUUUUACGUAAUUAAAAUAUUAUUUAAGUUAUUAUUAAUAGCAAUUUUUUUUUUUCAAUACAAUUUUAGUCAGUGUUUUCAUAUUUACGGACAAAGUUUGAAAGAAAAUUACGUUAUAUAUAAUUAUUUUUAAAAAGGAUUUUUAAGAAUGUAAUUAAGAUUAAAAUGUAAUUUUAGAUAAUUUAAAUGUACAAGUAUAUUAUAUUAUAGUAGAGAUUUUUACAAAAGAAAAUAUAUCUAUAUUUAAAAUA
Molecule: messenger RNA, 2460 nt
Organism: Leptopilina boulardi
Lineage: Eukaryota; Metazoa; Arthropoda; Insecta; Hymenoptera; Figitidae
Product: cationic amino acid transporter 2-like
Exons: 10
Coding region: 170-2011 (613 amino acids)
Biological process (GO): amino acid transport; transmembrane transport
Cellular component (GO): plasma membrane
Molecular function (GO): amino acid transmembrane transporter activity
Source: RefSeq, a predicted model, not a curated record